Messenger RNA from Corticium candelabrum, 1312 nucleotides. RefSeq names its product RING finger protein 215-like. The record is from RefSeq and is a predicted model, not a curated record. Gene Ontology annotation, molecular function: ubiquitin protein ligase activity. The transcript has 11 exons. Bases 20 to 1195 code for a protein of 391 amino acids. Gene Ontology annotation, biological process: ubiquitin-dependent protein catabolic process. Lineage: Eukaryota; Metazoa; Porifera; Homoscleromorpha; Homosclerophorida; Plakinidae.
GACUGCCGCUCACAAUUGAAUGUUUCUUCUGUUGUACUUGGCUGCUGCCGUGGCUGGUAUUCCUGCCGUUUCAGGAAGUUCUGAGGCGGUAGUCGAGGUUAUAACUGAAACGAUCGACGGUAGUGAUAGUUAUGAGUCUUCGAGUGUGAUUGGAGUGAUGACUCCGGUGGGAGCUGUCUCUAGUGCUGAAGGCGAUAUUGUGAAUCUAGAGAUGGCAAAAUUUUGUUCUGGAACUGCAACUAAGCCUCCUCUUCAUCGUCAUGGUUGGGUGGCUGCUAUUAUUCUGCCAUCGUCGGAGUCUCCUGCAUGUCUGCGCGCACCUUGCACUGAGAAAGAUGAUGGAAACGACAACGAUGAUGGAAAGAGUGCCAGUCGGUUGGGGAAAGUAUCGGAGAACCGAGAAGAAAGAGAAGUGUGCAACCUAGUAGCUGUGGCCAGUCGGGCAUUAUUGUGGGGUGCUGCAGCAGUGUUAUUUCUGAGUGAAGAAGUCGAAGUACCUGCAGAGCUUAAUGGAGAGCAGCAAGUUCAUCGUCCAGUUGUUCUUUUGCUUGCAAAUUACGCUAAGAAAGUCGCUGAACUGUUGUGGAGGAAGGCGAGGAAGUCACGUGUGCAGAUACAUCCGAAGACAUCAUCAUUAUGGGCAGGAGACAUUUCUCGUGUGACAUUAUGGACUCGAUGUGGACCUGUCAGAUAUCAUGGAACUGUUUGCCCAGGAAACUAUCGUCAUGAGAAGAUACCUUACAUGGCAAUGCUGAUGAAAACGGAGUCUGCGUUGCUGUUGAUUGGAGUCGUGUUCAUUGUAUUUCUUGUAAAGGUAGUUCGAAUAAGGCGGCAACACUUGGUGCAGCAAGAAGAGAGCCUUGAGGUUGCUUUAGCCAACAUGGCAAGACAAGCAGUCAACAGGAUGCCAACACAGAGAUACAAAACAUUGCAUGUGAUGAGGUUUACCACUUACUCUCGAUCUCAAUCUACCGCCUCCAAGAAACCAGAAAGCUCUUCUAGAGAUUCAUGUGCUAUCUGUCUUGACGAGUACUCUUUUCGUCAGGUGUUGCGCACUUUGCCGUGCAAGCACAGUUUUCACAGAAAUUGUGUCGAUGUGUGGCUGAUUUCUAAGCGAACGUGUCCUCUUUGCAAGUUUAAUAUAUUAGAUCCAGGAAAUAGCAGUGGUAGUGACGAGCAGUUGAAUGAACAGUAGUGACUGCCAUUUGUCUAUUAUGUUUCAUUAUAUAGACUCUAUAAAUCUAUAUAUGUACUUUAAUAGUUCUUGUAUAUUUAUUUUACCUUUUAAUAUUAUGAGAUAAUAACCCUUGUA